AUGAUUGAAUCUGAGCGAUUAACGUUUGUUCUAACGCAACAAAAGAAAUUGCGUGCUGAAAUCUAUAGCGGGUUAGAGGAGGCCGUUCUACGUGGUGAAAUCGAUAGUUCCAGACAUGGAAAACUUGUUAUAUUGCCUUCUAGUUUUGUUGGUGGUGCUCGGGGUCUAAAAUCAGAUGAUCGCCCUGAUAUCGUUAGUAGAAUGUUUAAAGUGAAGUUGGAUGGUUUCAUAAGGGAUGUUAAGACUAAGAAAUAUUUGGAGCUGUUAAAGCAGGGAGCUACAUGCUAUGAGGAUCUUAGAUUUGUUAAUGGUGUUCAGCAUGAUACGUUUAGAGAUGCGUGCUUCGCUUUAGGAUUGUUGGAUGACGAUAAAGAGUAUAUUGAUGGAAUUGUUGAGGCUUCUUUUUGGUCAUCUGCCCAUUCAUUGAGAUUGUUAUUUGUAAGUCUGUUGUCAUCGGAAUCUGUAUCUCGAUCGGAUGUUGUAAGGAAAAAGUAUUUGGUGCUGAGUGAUGAUGAAAUUCAGAAUUUUGUGUUGGCUGACAUUGAGAAAUUGUUAAUGAACGUUGGUAAAGGUUUGCGUGACUACCAUGGUAUGCCGUAUCCAGAAUCGCAGUAUUUUGAAACAUUUCAGAAUACAUUGAUCAGCGAUGAGUUGUCUUAUGAUCGUGAAGCAUUAGGAAGAGAGCACUUGGAAUUUCAUUCAAAGUUCACUAAUGAGCAACUUCAUGUUCAUGAUACCAUAAUGUCGUCUGUGAAUUCUACUGAAGGAAAAAUAUUUUUUGUUUAUGGUUAUGGAGUGAGUCCAGUAUGGACAAACCGUUUGGUUGGAAAACUAGUUUUUGGUGGUGAUUUUAGGCAAAUUUUACCUGUUGUUCCUAAAGGGAGUCGGAAAAAUGUUGUGAAUGCCACCAUUAACUCAUCAUAUCUUUGGAGGAGUUGUACAGUGUUGAGGUUGACCAGAAACAUGAGACUUUUGAGUGUUGAAUCUUCUGUUGAAGCUUCUAAGUUGAAGGAAUUUUCAUCUUGGGUUGCUUCUAUAGGUGAUGGAGUUGUUGGUGGUCCGAAUGAUGGUGAUGUCGCAAUUGAUCUUCCCUCUGACAUUGUUUUGUCUAAUGUUGGAGAUCCUCUUAAAACCAUUGUUGAAAACAUAUACCCUUCAUGUAUGGAUUCUGAAGAGUUGAGCAAUUGUUUGUAUGAUCGUGCUAUACUUGGUCCCACGCUUGAUGUUGUUGAUGAGGUUAACCAAUUCAUGAUUUCAAUGGAUAAAUCUCAAGGGCGGGUAUAUUUGAGCUCUGAUAGCAUUUCAAAUUCAGAUUCCACUUCAAAUGGUUCUGCUGAGAUUCAUUCUGUUGAAUUUUUGAAUAAUUUGAAAUGUUCAGGUGAUUAUGUUUUGGAGGCCCGUGUCUUGGGUGGGCAUAAUUUAGGUGAUAAGAGUCACAAGUCGUGA
This is a messenger RNA of Salvia splendens (bonfire salvia), 1446 nucleotides long. RefSeq lists its product as uncharacterized. Gene Ontology annotation, biological process: DNA repair; telomere maintenance. Gene Ontology annotation, molecular function: DNA helicase activity. The transcript is spliced from 7 exons. The record is from RefSeq and is a predicted model, not a curated record. Bases 1 to 1446 code for a protein of 481 amino acids. Lineage: Eukaryota; Viridiplantae; Streptophyta; Magnoliopsida; Lamiales; Lamiaceae.